AUGGGCUGGAAGGUCCAUGUUGCAUAUGUAUUAAACAGAGCUAAAGCCCUUUCCUAUGCGCUAUUGCGUUUUUUCUUUUCAGAUGGGGCUUUCCAUAUUCCAUCAGUGUUAAAAGUUUUCAAGGCAAAGGUGAUUGCAACAAUAGCAUAUGCAGUCCCAUUAUGGGGGUCCUUUGCUAAUCUAACCCAUUUGGAGGUAAUCCAAAACCAGCUUUUAAGAAGGUUGUUAAAAUUACCCAGGUGUGUAAGCAAUACUGCUAUACGACUGGAACUAAAUGUUACAUCUCUAGAAACCACAUUAUGGAAAUGCAUCCUCUGUUAUUGGUUGGCUUUAUGGCAUAAACUUCCAAAUCUCCACUUGAUACAGUGCCUCUGGAGAGAUGACUUCCCUAGCCCCUGGGCAAAAAUAAUACAUGGGAAACUUGUGUCCCUAGGACUAUCUCCAUCUGAACUAUUAAAAUUGGAUUUAAUUUCGGCCAAAAGAAUUAUAACUCACAAAUUAGAGGAGAUGGAUUUACAAUUUAAUAUUGCGACAGGUGGUGGCACCUGUUCGCCGAUAAACCUUGGCUUAACACCACCAACGAAACUUCCAUCUUACUUAACUACCUUAUCUGUGGUGACGCACAGGUAUGCCUUUAUAAUGGCUAGAUUCAAUGCUUUCCCAUCAAACGUGUUGGGUAACAGACUCUCCAACGGACAGAUCUCACUCCUCUGUGACUGUAAAAGCGGAUCUAUAGAAUCGUUAUAUCAUAUAAUCUUCUGUUGUCCAUUACAUUCGGCUUCACGGUCCAAGUUUCUGGCCCCAUAUUUAUCGAGAAUUGCUGACAGUCCUCAGGAAGCCCAAAUAAUAUACUUAUUAAACGACGAAGAUACAAGUAGAUCCCUUGCAGUCGCUAGAUACCUGAUUAAUGUUUUAUUUCAAAAGAGGAGAAAUGGAUCACUGUAUGUUUCUGACAGCUUAGCUAAACUUAAGAACCAUCAAUAA
Molecule: messenger RNA, 984 nt
Organism: Podarcis lilfordi (Lilford's wall lizard)
Lineage: Eukaryota; Metazoa; Chordata; Lepidosauria; Squamata; Lacertidae
Source: the annotation of a GenBank genome assembly